GGGUAUUAUGUUGUAGACCGGGGAAAUACACUGAAGACCGCGGGAGUGGACGAGUGGCAUGUCAUGGGUGGCAAUGGUGCUGGGUGUCAGUGUAGUGCUGUGGGGGAGGCAUGGGGACAGUUUGGGGUGGGGGUGCAAGGCCGAAGUGGCAGGCAAAAAGGACGAAUUGGACAUGACUACUAUCGAUGUUCAUCAGUUGGCUGCACACGCACACGGAACAGAGCUGGUACUUCUGGAAAAUCGCUACAGGGAUCAGCCCGGGUACAGAUUCGAAGACUUCUUCUGGACAGGAUCAGGAGAAGAACCCGACGAAAACCCUUGGAGUAUCGAUAAAACGGAAAUCAUUUACGAAACUAAAACGGUCGUAUCCACUGUGUUCAUCGAAUCCCCACAAUCUUCACACAAUGAGCCAUCACGUAACACUUCACAAUGUGUUCACAACUGCGACGCCCCAGGUGUGCCAGAUGACCAAAUCUCACCAAGUCCAACUAUAAGCAGUCCUACUCCAAUGGUACCUGAAGAAGAAGAUGGUUUUGCUGCUGAUAGGCAGUUCUGGUUGAUAACCGUACUUAAAACUGAUGGCAGAGAUCCCGCCAUCCUUGAUCUCAAAACUAGUUUAGAGAAGCUAUACAGAAAGGCAUUCGAACGGCAACAUGAACGUCACCUAGGCAUAGGUUACCGCCUUAAGCGUUACUCCAAGGAACAACCAGUCAAUGUAUACAUACACAAGGUGGAUAAGUCGGCUCUAGAUGGUGAACAAAAAGUUGAGGUACUCUACCACGUAUCUGUUAGCGGUAAACCAGUACCAGCUAUCACAGCAGCAAACGAUAUGAACUUUGUUACUGAUGAGGAGGUGCAAGAAGUGUUGGGAUACCCAUUCCUAGUCAAAGCUGAACCUUAUUUGAAACCAGCCGAACCACAGGGUCUCUCAAGCGCCAAAAAUACCUGGAUGUUCAUAGGCAUCUCAAUUUUGGCUUUCCUGAUCAUGCUGCUGAUUAUAGCUUUCGUUACUUUGGGCUGUACGAAACGCAAACGAGUAGCAUCCCCUGCCGGUAUGGCGACUCAAAACAAGCAACAAGCUUUUGCUAAAGAAGCUGGGGUAGAAAACAAGGCCUUUGUAAGCGAACCAGGUAAAGCAGAGUCUCCAACAUAUAUCAGAUUCAAAAACGAAAAUUCUACUUUGACGAAAAGUGCCGGUGAAAGUAGGGCGCAUAGUUCCGUUAGCUCUACGUCCUCUAGUUCUACUAGCUUGGACAUUUCGCCAUUGAUGCACUUGAAGAAGAAGAUACCAUUCAAGAAAUCUUAUAGACCAAAAGCUGCCAUCAAUAAAACCGUACCAGCGACGCUGAGUAUUGGUUCGCGCCCUGCAGAGAUAUUCGACUCUGACAGCAGCUCCAGCAGAAGGGAUUCCCCAGAUACCAUUUUCCUUGCGGGAAACUAUGAUCCUGGAGUAGUUAGCCCGAAAUCGUACUUGUCAAUGCCAUCUAUCAAGUCUUUUCCAAAAGGUAACAUGCCUGAGCCCCUGAAUAGAGUAUUGGAACCAGUCAGCGUUCUCCACUUAGACAUACCUGAAGGAGAGGCAGCAUAUGGAGACAAAACAUACAGAUCUGAAGUGAGAUUGGUCAGGCAUGGAAGUGCUGGGGCCGUAGAGGAUCCUGGAGUGAUAGGACCAAUAGUAUGGAAUAUGCACUGUCAAAGGCUCCAACACGGAGUAAGUGUAGAUGAAGGUAUAAGCGAUUUGAAAGAAGCUAACAUCUCCAGAAUGAGGAAACGUUUCUACGAUCUACUGGAUGAUACAUUCAGCCUCUUCGGAAGCAGGAAAAAUAGCCCAGUUGAUAAACAUGGUGCUGAUAUUCGAUCCCGUCAAGUUCCCACUGAAGUGAAGAGCCACUCUGCCGCUAAUUCCAGGUCUGGAGAUGAUUUGAAAGCCCCUACGCCAAGACCAAGGCCAAAAACUACUGAUCUCCGUAAGGCGGACCAUCAACCAACACCUAAAGGAGCAUGGAGUAGUAAAGCACCUUCUCCUCUUAUCAGGCCACUCAGUGCAUGCGUUGAUAACACUAGAAGGCCUGCAGUGAAUGUGGAGCAUAUUAUGGCCCAGGGCAGAUUCAGGGCAGACGAUCCAGCAGUAACUCUUAUCAGGACUAUUAAGUCAGAGAUAGAAAGGGUGUCUCUACCGGGCAGCGCGACUGAUUUAAGAAAAUAAUUGUUAAGGUUGAAUAGCUAUUAAGUAUUUGUUUUUUAAUUGACAUUAUUUCUGUUAUGUUUUUAUUCUGUUUCAUUUGAACACUGUAUGUGUUAAGCAGAGAUGCUGUACCGAACUCCUUUUCGAGGUGCAGCAGAUAUAUGCAAUAUCUAUAUACUCUAUUCGUAGCCCAUUUACGCCCAGACAAAACACAACAUGCCCAAUAGCGAGAUUGUACAGGUCCGUAUUUUCCUCAGUGGUCUUGGAAUAAUCUACCAAAAUAAAUGAUUAUUUUUAUAGAAAGAAGUGCACAUACUUUUCACAAUUCUUUAUUCACUGGAAGUAGUUGAAUCGUCGUCCGAAUGAUUAAUAUUAAUUAUUACAGAUUCAAUUUGAAUAACGACCAUAUUAUCCAUCUUUGUUUCGAUUGUCUCUUGAAUGUAAUGGAUGCAAAGGUUUUCACUCUGUCGACAGCUUCAUAAAACAAAUUUUUCACGUCAGAGAGUUUGAAUGUUUUGUUGUUUGAAGCCACAUAGUUUUUUAUAUUUGCCCAAAUCAUUUCAAUGGGAUUUAAUUCGCAGUAAUGAGUGGAUAGCCUUAAAAUGGCCUUAUUUUGGUUUUUAGCCAUUUCUCCAAUAACAUUAAGAUUAUAUUUAUAUUUGUGCUGCCUGACUAGAUGGAUAAGUUCCGCUUUGACCAUAUUUUCUUUGAAGCUAAUGUCUUUUGAUAGGAGUCAUUGUUGAAUUUCUGCCUUUCUUGUGGACAUUGUGGGAAUUUUUUCUAGUUUCUUAGUGUGGUAUGCAGUAUUAUCAAGUACAAUGACGCAUUGUCGUUUUGGGAGCGUUCCUUCAAACCAAAAUGAACUCCCGUCCAUUUUUUCAUGGUAGUCGGUCUUUUUCUUUGACUCAAAUGCCCAUAGGGCAGUGGGUACAAAGCCAUCUUCACUGCCAUUGUAACAGAUAACAAAUCGUUUUCCUUUUCUUGGAAAUAGUUAUUUCAUAUAGUAUUCGAGAAAACUAAUAAUAAUACAAGCUGAGUAUUGAACAGGAGUUGAUUCCAAAUCUAACAGAUAUAAGCUAAGUUUUUAGCGUGUGCUCAUAGAUUCAGUCUACUUGACACCAUUUUUACAACACAAAUGACGAAUUGGCUAGAUACACGUACCUGAAGGAUUAUUUAGGCCAGUGGUUAGACCAUCUAAGAAGGCUUCUCCUGCUGAUUUCAUUGUAGAGUCAGCCCAUACUUUAGGUUUUGUAUGUCCUGCAUUUAUCCAGGUUUCAUCCAAGUAAUAAAUCUUCCUGCCCCGGUCGAGGUAUUUCUUUACUGAUUCUAGAUAACUUCUUCACCAUAAAAUAAGAGAUUAUCUUAUGGAGCAGAGGUUAUUCCAGCAAAAUACUAUUUCUGCCCCGUUUCCUAUACUCAAAAUGAAGUUCUUUGAGUAAAGUAUAGAAUGUGGUUCUUUUGAAAGUAGGUAAGUCUUCAUCACUAUUAACCUCCUGUAAUAUUUUGUCUAUGGUGGGAGGUUCCUGCCUUUCAAAAAAUUGAUGGAUUUUCCAUCUGAUGGCAUUCCGAUCGAAGUUAUCAACUAUAUCAAACAGCUUCAUGUAAUGCAGCCUCUUGUGCUGGAUACAUUUUUUUGUUUUUUUAUAUUCUUUAACGAUGUUGAAAAUUGUCUUAGGGCUUAAGCCUGUUUUGUUCACCACACGUUCAAUAUCAUGAAUUUUCAUUUCAGGAUGCUCUGAUAUUUCGCUCUUAUAAACGUUAAGGACAAUGUCUUUUGCCUGAAUAUUAAAAUGCCCCUUCUUGUCACGUUUUCGGGGAGGAGACAUCACCAAAGAGGGAAGCAUGGCUGAAGGAAGCAUUGGUAUAAAUAUUCUCAGUUUCAACUGCUGCAUCCGUAGACGACAUGCUAACAUAUAAAUACAAGCUAUGUAUGCACCGAAUAUGAACAGCAACUGCUGGCGUCGGCGUGUCGGCGAUACCUCGAACCUGAGUCCUAUCCAGUCGAAUCCUGCACUUUUUCGUAGUCGCUGCAUCUUUGUUGUGCCUGGGCGUAAAUGGACUACGAAUAGGAUAUAGAGUCGUAUUCGGAGCUAAAUCGCGAUUUGUACUUACAGAAAUCUGUUACACCACUGAUUAAUAUAUUUCACCACUUGGUAAAUUUCGAAUAUUCUCUCGAAGGACCGUAGUUGUUUGCUUAAAUUGUACGCAUGUGAAAAGCAGACUAUUACAGCCAUAUUUGCCAAUCGGCCAAUCAGCGCGCUUCAUCUAUACAUUAGCCUGCUGAAAUUUGUUUUGACUGACUGCAGGUCGAAAGUGAAUUUGGUAUAAUGGUAGGUGUUUUGUAAAGGCAAUCUACUUUUCAGGAAUUGUUUAAUGUUAAUUGGCUUGUCAUGCAUGGGUGAUUGUCGACAUGUAAACCACUAUUAGUAUAAUUGGCUAACCUUAUAAAAAUUAUUCAUCACACCUAGGGAAAAUGAUUUAAUUGACGUUAUUUUUGAUGAGGACCUUAUUUGCCUCAUGAACCUCCUUGGCCCUACUCCCGUGCAUUUUUACAGUAUGUUGCACUAUCCUUUGUUAUUUACUGUUUUUAACUUUAUUAUAAGUAAUAAAGCUGCUCUUGCUUAAUUCCACUGUUUAAAGAAAAAAGGCAAGCUAAUUAUUUACUAGUAACAUGUAAUAUGCAUUUUCUCAUGCUUUGUUUCCAACAAGCUAUGCUUUUUUCGACUGUUGUUUAUUAAGGUUUACGUAAUUUGUUAUUUAUGUGUGCCUGUCAACACCAGUGUAUCUGUAAUUGGAUAAAAAAUUGUCUCCAAAAAAGGCAAGCUAAAUUAUUUACUAGUAAACAUUUAAUAUGCAUUUCUCAGCUUUGUCUCCAACAAGCUAUGCUUUUUGCCGCCUGUGUUUAAUUAAGGUUUUUACAUCUUUGUUAUUUUAUGUGCCUGUCAAACACAGUUUUGUACUGUAAUUGGCUAAAAAAUUGUUCCAUGGUCGUGUAGUUUUUCUAUGU
Molecule: messenger RNA, 5192 nt
Organism: Acanthoscelides obtectus
Lineage: Eukaryota; Metazoa; Arthropoda; Insecta; Coleoptera; Chrysomelidae
Source: the annotation of a GenBank genome assembly